CUCGGUCUUUCGCCGUAUUACACUUCAUCUUCCAAGGCGCUCUUCUUAUUCACCUCACCCAUCAUGCACUUUGGCAAAUUUGUUCUGUUCGGGCUCUCGAGCAUCUCCGCUGCCCAGGCCGCGCCAGGGAUCGCCUCGUUCUUCAACUCGCUGACGUCCGCUGUCGCCGACGACGUUUCCUCGCUGGCCAGUGCCGCCAGCGCCGCCGCGGCCCAGUCGGUCGUCACUGUCCUCGCCAGCGACAGCAACGGGAUCUACAAACUCCUCGUCUCGGAAUCCGGCAAGGAGUUCACCGUCGUCACCACCGCCGCCGGCCCAGCGAUCACGCUCGCUGGACCGGAACUCCUGGGAUCAGUCACGACGACGUUUGCGGGGUCCACCUACACCAUCGCGACCGCGCUGCCGGUCGUAACCGCGCCGACGGGCUCUCCGACCAGCACCGCCCGUUCCGGCGCUCCCGGUCCUGCAUCCUCUGCGACGACGAUGGGAUUCAUCACGGUGCUUGUCGGCGUCUGUGUCGGCGCUCUCAUCGCCGUUUGAUCGCUGCAAUAGAAUGGCUGAGACAUACAGACGUGGGACAUAGAUACCAGAAUAGUGGCGGAGGAUUCCCAUACGGAGUGUUCAUGAAAUCCAUCGUCUGUGUUUGUUCAAAAAAUGAGAAUCUCGACCAUGUCCCUCCGAAAAAA
Molecule: messenger RNA, 686 nt
Organism: Mycena citricolor
Lineage: Eukaryota; Fungi; Basidiomycota; Agaricomycetes; Agaricales; Mycenaceae
Source: the annotation of a GenBank genome assembly